UCGUUCGUUUAGAUCGACAACGUUCCGUGAAUAUUUUUUUCAGUCGCAACAUUUGUAUAUUUGAAAAUGGUAUCCAUUGUAAGGAAUCUUUUGUGUCUAGUCAUUCUGUCAUUCUUGGUCAGCACGGGCUAUGCCAUUCUGUGCUAUCAAUGCAACUCGAUGUUCAAUAAAGAUUGCGGCCCGAAUUUUGAGGCUAACGGGAUUGAUUUGAUUGACUGCAGUCACGUUACACCUUCUCAUCAGGUCGGCGAAUAUUUUCCUUGGCAAUAUGCCACAGGCUGCAUGAAGAAGACUCUGAAAGUCAUUUACUUUGAAGAUACUGGUCAUCACCACUUCAUUCGCUCCUGUUACUUUGGCAAUGUGGACAACAAGAUAGGAUGCCAAACGAAUAAAAAUUCGUUCGCGCUUGAGGAGUUGGCCUGCGAUGUUUGCACCGAGGAUGGCUGCAAUGGUUCCGCCUCCUUGACUCCCAUAGCCAGUGGAAUAAUCCUUUUCGUCGGUGUAUCCCGUUUGUUGGCUUAAAAAACAUCUUUGGCGGUAUUUUCAUCUUUUUUAUUGUCAUAGAUAAAAACGUACGCACUCCUCCAAAUAUUCUUCAAUUCAAGGAAUCAUUUCUAAAUUAUUGCAUCUUUAAAUCAUAAUGAAUAACAUAAUAAAUACUA
Molecule: messenger RNA, 662 nt
Organism: Drosophila nasuta
Lineage: Eukaryota; Metazoa; Arthropoda; Insecta; Diptera; Drosophilidae
Exons: 3
Coding region: 67-522 (151 amino acids)
Biological process (GO): regulation of synaptic transmission, cholinergic; positive regulation of voltage-gated potassium channel activity; sleep
Source: RefSeq, a predicted model, not a curated record